UGCAGAGCCCCAACUCUCCGCACUCAAACCCUGCGGCGGGGCUUCUGCUAAUAUCGAGGAUCAGCUCCCCGGGAGCUAGCUGCGCUGUUAGCAUGCUCCGGUAGCAUCGGGGGCAUGCUGGAUGUUGUGUGGGGAUACGUUUGGAUCUGUUUAUUUGUAUCACUGGUUCUCCUCACGAACGAGGGGCACGGGCUUCAAUCACGCUAUUCUGUGCGACGGGCGGAAACAGGAGGGAGAGGGUGGCCUUCCCCCGCUCGGCUCUGGAAAAAGGCGCACUUCUGUUGAAAGGGGAGUUGAACGGAGUAGAGGACCGUUUCACUGUUAUGAAGUUUUAAGAAGAGACCAGUCGUCUUCUAGACCUGGGACCGUAUCGCUGAGUAUGAGGAAACCAGUGCCACAGAAAGCCGUCGAAUGGAAAGAUGCCAGACGGAUCAAACACGCACGCAGUGGGCGUCCCUCCAGAGUGCCCUCCCAGUACCAAGCAGGUCACUUCAGCUGGGAGAAGUACCUGAAGGAGACGGGAGCCACCGCAGCACCCGCAUCCUGCUUCAGACAGAGCGCCACCCCCCCGCUGAACGAGUUCAAGGCGGGCAUGAAGCUGGAGGCCCUGGACCCCCGCAACACCACGUCCACCUGCAUCGCCACCGUGGUGGGGCUGACGGGCGCCAGGCUCCGCCUCCGCCUCGACGGCUCCGACAACAAGAACGACUUCUGGCGGCUGGCGGACUCCUCGGAGAUCCACCCCAUCGGCCACUGCGAGAAGAACGGGGGCAUGCUGCAGCCGCCGCUGGGGUUCCGGCUCAACGCCUCCUCCUGGCCCAUGUUCCUCCUGAAGACCCUCAACGGGGCAGAGAUGGCCCCCGCACGCAUCUUCCACAAGCAGGAGCCCGCGGCCCCGGCGCAGAACUCGUUCCAGGUGGGGCUGAAGCUGGAGGCGGUGGACCGUAAGAACCCCAGCUUCAUCUGCCCGGCCACGGUGGGCGCGCUGCGCGGCGGCGAGGUGCUGGUCACCUUCGACGGCUGGAGGGGCGCCUUCGACUACUACUGCCGCUACGACUCCCGCGACGUCUUCCCCGUGGGCUGGUGCGCGCUCACCGGGGACCACCUGCAGCCCCCCGGCACCAAAGUCGUCCUCCCAAAGACCCCGGGGCCCCUGACUGACAGCAGCGUGGACGCCGUGCACCCCCCCCCCGCCGUUGGACGGCCCCCGGGCCAGCGAGGACGCAAGCCGGGCCGCCGGAAAACCAAGCUCCCCGGGCCCUGGGGGCCCAAGGGCCCCGGCGCGCUGGCAGGGGCCCAGGGCGGGCCCCAGGGCAAGGGCCUGGAGCCCAUCAAGAUCCCCAAGAAGAGAGGCCCCAAGCCCGGCAGCAAGAUGGGCUGGGCGAGGAGGCCUGGCUGGUUGGAGGGGUCCAUGGUGGGUCCCGGCCGGCCGGUGGUGGUGGGCCCCGGGAGGCCCCUAGGCCCGGGCAGACCCAGGGGCCGGCUGCCUGCCAACUGGGCCCAGCGGGUGGCCCUGCAGCAGAACCAGAACCUCCCGGAGCCCGUCAAGAUCCCAAAGAAGAGGGGGCCCAAACCGGGGAGCAAGAGGAAGCCGCGGGUUGUCCCCCACGCCGCCCCCUCCUCCCCCACCUGCAGCACCCCGGAGCCCGACACCAGCACCGUCCCCCUGGACCACGCCACCAUCCCCACCUCGGCCCUGCAGGCCCCCACAGUGUGCGUGUACCUGAACAAGUUCGGUAAGGUGGGCCCCCACCUGGACCAGCGGCGGGUGCAGCUGCUGCCGGACCACUUCGGGCCGGGCCGGGCCUCGGUGGUGCUGCAGCAGUGCGUCCAGGCCUGCGUGGACGCCGCCCACAACCAGAACACCGUCUUCUGCUGCCUGAAGCCCGGCCACGGGGGCGAGCUCAUCUCUGCCUACUUCGAGCAGCAGCAGCACACGCUGACCCUGCCCACGGUCAGCAGCGUGACAUACGUCCUACGCUUCCUGGAGAAGCUCUGCCACAACCUGCACUGUGACGCGCUGUUCGGCAGCCAACCGGUGGCCAGGGGCGGGCUGCACUACGAGGGACACGCCCACACGCCAGAGAGGAGGGGCUUCGGGGACGGGCUGCCCAGUGGCCCGGGGCGGGGCAUCAAGAGGUUCCUCCAUGACGCCUACGCCAGCCCCCCGCCCCACAAGAUGGCCAAGGCCCACCGCCAGCCCGCUGACGGUGAGGCCCUGGGGGAGAACGGAGUGGGAGGGGCGGAGCACCUGAAGAAGAGCCCCCUCUCCCCCUCCUCAGCACACCGGUCGCCCCCCAAACACACAGGCAGCCAGCGGGACAGCCCGCGGCCCAGCCAUCAGGACCCCGGCCUGUGGACGGUGGAGGAGGUCAUGCAGUACAUCCGCGAGGUGGACCCCGUGCUGGCCCCGCACGCCGACCUCUUCAGGAAGCACGAGAUUGACGGCAGAGCCCUCCUGUUGCUGCGCAGCGACAUGAUGAUGAAAUACAUGGGCCUGAAGCUUGGCCCCGCCCUCAAACUCACCUUCCACAUCGACAAGCUCAAGCGCCAUUAACAGCCAAUCCCGGAGCAGCUUCAAAAGGACUCCGCCCCCUCCCUCCCCUCCCCCUCCCUCUUGUGUUUUGACAUUCAGUAUUUCAUGAAAUGCAUUCUGGGACGUUGUUUGAGACCGUACAUGUAGCAAGCGGCACCGUCACACCAAAAUUGUACCGGGGGCGAAAAUUGUACCGUCGUAUAAUUUUCGCCCCACGGUACAAUUUCGGUUUGACAUCACCAGCCGACCAGAUUUAGUGUUUGACCCCGCCCCCCUCGUUUAACCCCGCCCCCUUCAUAAGCUCCGCCCCCAGACCUCAUCGAAUGAGGACUCGUUUUUUCGGUUUGGACGUCGCCGCCUGCGCUGUUUCAACCGCCGCGUUGCGCAUUUCAGACGGACUCCAAGAGACGGUGGUUUGAAAUGGGUUUUUUAAUAUUUGUUUUUAUCCUGAAAAGAAGCUCUUUUUCAACGUGUGUUGUUAAAAUGAAGACAAACACUACGACGCGGUUAGCUCCCCUUCUGAGGUACUUUUUGUAAUGAUGAAAUCAACUGAGGAGGUGGGAAAUCGUUUUUAUAUAUAAAAAAAGAAUAGAAAUAACAUUUAUUGGGAAGGUCCCGUCGGACGUGUCUCUCGGUCUUGAUGUUGUUUAUAAUGCCUUGUCUGUCUUUAUUUGUACCUUUUUCAUUUUUAUACGAUAUUAUUAGAGGUCCUGCAUUGAACGUGUCUUCAUACUCAACAUGGUUCAAUAAAUGUUCAGUAACUCCA
Molecule: messenger RNA, 3302 nt
Organism: Gadus morhua (Atlantic cod)
Lineage: Eukaryota; Metazoa; Chordata; Actinopteri; Gadiformes; Gadidae
Product: polycomb protein SCMH1
Exons: 17
Coding region: 122-2557 (811 amino acids)
Biological process (GO): negative regulation of DNA-templated transcription
Cellular component (GO): nucleus
Molecular function (GO): chromatin binding; histone binding
Source: RefSeq, a predicted model, not a curated record